GUCGCUUGCUUCAUCCGAACAUGCAAGAAAAAUGGGAGAGCUACAACACCAUCAACAACAGGCAGCAGCAGCAGCAGCACCGUCGAGAGCGGCGAUGAGAGGCGUCGGCGGCGGCGAGAUUGUGGAGGUGCAAGGCGGCCACAUUGUCCGCUCCACCGGACGGAAGGACCGCCACAGCAAAGUCUGCACCGCCAAAGGCCCCAGAGACCGCCGCGUGCGGCUGGCGGCGCACACCGCCAUCCAAUUCUACGACGUCCAGGACCGCCUGGGCUACGACCGCCCCAGCAAGGCGGUCGACUGGCUCAUCAAGAAAGCCAAGGCGGCCAUCGACCAGCUCGCGGAGCUCCCGCCAUGGAACCCCACUGCCACCUCAAUGCAACCACGACAGCUGCCACAAGAAAUCGUCCACUGCGAGAACAAAUCUCUCGCGAUGGACGAUUCAAUGACCGCUGCCUUCAGUAGCCGCGGCGAAAGCAACGCUUUCGCCUCCCACCAACAAGUGGAGGAUAAUGAAAAUGCUAACAACAUUAGCAGCAGCAGCGGCAACAAAUACAAUACCGGUUCUGGGUUUCUGCCCGCGUCUUUGGACACUGACAACAUUGCGGAGACAAUCAAGACUUUCUUUCCUGUGGAAGCGACUACGACGUCGUUUCAGAGUUACCCGCCGGCGCCACCGGAUUUAGGGCACCAAGAUCUGCGGCUCUCGUUGCAGUCCUUUCAGGACCCUAUUAUGCUUCACCACCAGCCUCAUAGCCACCACCAACCGGUUCUCUUUGCCGGAACCGCCGCCGCGGCGCUCGACUUCGACGGCGGUUCCGGCUGGUCAGAGCACCUGCACCAGCACCAGCAACAGAACCACCACUCGGAGGAACAGCGAUUGCUCUAUGCUGGUGGUAACAGUGGCCACGGCGGUGGGUUUGUGUUCAACACGCCGGCGCCGGUGCAGGUGCCGGCGUUUGGCCAGUUUUUUUCUCAGAGGGGACCCCUUCAGUCCAGUAACACCCCUUCGAUUCGUGCUUGGAUAGACCCUUCGGUCGAUCACCACCACCACCACCAUCACUACCUAUCACAGUUGAUCCACCAAGGAUCCGUCGCCGGUGGCGGCGGAUUCUCCGGCUUCCGCAUUCCUGCACGAAUUCAGGGUGAAGAGGAACACGACGGCGUGUCCGACAAGCCGUCCUCUGCUUCCUCUGAUUCUCGCCAUUGAUUUGAAAAACACACAUCAAAAACCCCAACUUUGUUCUCCCUCAGGGUUUGUGGGGUUGCGUUGAAGAUGGUUCAAUUGAUGGAGAGAACAUGAUUUUGGAAGAUCAUGAUGAAUGGAUUUUCAAGCUACAACGGGAAUUCAAGAAAAUCUGAGGUGGAUAUUCAGGUUUUCCAAUCCCUCGGUUUGUUAUGCUUUUUAUGUUCAACUUAUGUUUUUCAUGCUUAAUUUAACUAGGACUAGGAGUAUUGUGUUUCUUUUGUUUCUUCUGUAUUGGAGUGCUAUGUUUCUUUUGUUUCUUCUGUAUUGGAGUGCUAUGUUUCCCUUUGUUAAGUGAUUGUGUCUUCUUUGUACUUCUUCAGUUUCGAGUUUCUUGUAGUGAUCUGAAAAACAUGCAAAUUCAAUAAAAGAGCUAGUUUGCUCUAGUUAUUGUAUAUUUC
Messenger RNA from Glycine soja, 1644 nucleotides. RefSeq names its product transcription factor TCP3-like. The record is from RefSeq and is a predicted model, not a curated record. Gene Ontology annotation, biological process: regulation of secondary shoot formation. The coding region runs from base 32 to 1207 and encodes 391 amino acids. The transcript has 2 exons. NCBI's taxonomy places the organism in Eukaryota, Viridiplantae, Streptophyta, Magnoliopsida, Fabales, Fabaceae. Gene Ontology annotation, molecular function: sequence-specific DNA binding; DNA-binding transcription factor activity. Gene Ontology annotation, cellular component: nucleus.